AUGGCAACAUCCCAUCAUCAGCACCACCAACAAACCUUUGUCGGCGGCAACGGCGGCGGCGGCGACGCGCCACCUCCUCAACAACAACAAAAAGAAUUUGAGACCAGACGUGCUUUACUGGUAAAUGAUAUAGGAGAGUCCCUCGAACAAGUCCUCACGCACAUCAACGCUCUGAAUCGAAGUUUGGAAGGGAUCAUUGAAAUUGGAAAUGAAUUUUCUUCCGUCGAGGCACUUUGGAGUCAAUUCGAAACCGUCAUGGGAAGAGGAGACGAGGACGAGUCCACCAACCAACAGAAUAGGACCGAUCGAGACGACGAAACCAUCGACGAGAGUAGUACAUAG
This is a messenger RNA of Exophiala oligosperma, 342 nucleotides long. RefSeq lists its product as uncharacterized. The coding region runs from base 1 to 342 and encodes 113 amino acids. Gene Ontology annotation, cellular component: mitotic spindle pole body; DASH complex; spindle microtubule. The record is from RefSeq and is a predicted model, not a curated record. Lineage: Eukaryota; Fungi; Ascomycota; Eurotiomycetes; Chaetothyriales; Herpotrichiellaceae. The transcript has 3 exons.